Molecule: messenger RNA, 737 nt
Organism: Olea europaea var. sylvestris
Lineage: Eukaryota; Viridiplantae; Streptophyta; Magnoliopsida; Lamiales; Oleaceae
Exons: 2
Source: RefSeq, a predicted model, not a curated record
GGUUGCCCACAAUUUUGCUAAACCAUCAUUUGUCUUUCAAGCUUUUGAUUCCCCCGAGUCUAAAAUACUGUGUUUUUGCUGUUUUCUUGUUCCUUUCUCAGGCCGACAGUAGUUAGAAUCAUAGCUCUCAUCUGUUGAAACAGGGAAAAAUGGCAUCUCUUACGCCUGGAGUUUUAGUUAAACUUAUUCAGAGUAUAAAUUCCAAUGUAAAAGUUCGCGGCGAGUAUAGGUCCAUCCUAUUACAGGUAAUCAGCAUAGUGCCAGCCAUAAGUGGAUCAGAGUUGUGGCCAGAUCAUGGAUUUUUCAUAAAAGUAUCCGAUUCUUCUCAUUCGACCUAUGCAUCACUUUCGAAGGAAGACAAUGAGCUUAUCUUAAAUAACAAGUUACAACUUGGGCAAUUCUUCUACGUUGAUAAGAUGGAGGCUGGAACUCCGGUACCUAUAUUAGUCGGUGUUAGGCCUAUUCCAGGGCGACAUCCUUUUAUGGGCAAUCCUAAGGAUUUAAUGCAAAUGUUAGAGGCAUCAGAUAGCCCUGUUCAAGUUGAUCAGGAAGUUGUUACCAAUUCAAAAUCGAGUGAGUCGGCUGAAGCAAAAGAGGAAAGUGUAAAGAAGAAACUUGUAAUUAAAGAGGAGAAGGCAGGUGUUGCCUCUAGGUAUAUGCAGGGUGUGUUAACUCCAAACACUAAAGUGAGAGAAGCAGAUCAAAACAAUGGUGCAAGAAGAAAUGAGAAUGAGAAU